This is a messenger RNA of Tilletiaria anomala UBC 951, 3750 nucleotides long. RefSeq lists its product as uncharacterized. The transcript has 3 exons. The record is from RefSeq and is a predicted model, not a curated record. Bases 1 to 3750 code for a protein of 1249 amino acids. Lineage: Eukaryota; Fungi; Basidiomycota; Exobasidiomycetes; Georgefischeriales; Tilletiariaceae.
AUGGCCACUUUGGGAGUGGAGGCCGCAAACGAUGGCUUCGUCGUCAUGCGGCCACAGCCGAACGGUGCGUCAGACGACCACAGUUCAUCUUACUCAAUCUCUCCGAGCACAUCGAAGCAGUUCCUUGUGAAGCCGAAGAAAAAGCGCUCCAAGAAAUCAGCUGAUAUGACGCCGGAUGCCAGCCUCGUAUCUCUCCUCCCACCGCUGACGCCGGCACCACACAAUCACAAAGCGUUCGCACAUCUGCCGCGAACGCCAGGCUCGAUCUUGCGUCGCAAGGCGCAUGCGAUCGAGGCGUCAGGCGGCGCGGGCUCUGCCACUUCGGUACGCUUUAGCAAGCGUCUUUAUGACGAUGGACAAGAGAGCAGCAUGAGCUUGCUGUCAGCCGAGGUCUCCGAAGCCUCCACGUCAAUGGUCAGACCGGAUGUCCGACGUGUUCCCUCGCUGGAGAGCGCGGAACAAAUCACUAGACUGUUCACCGUUGCCUCCUCGAAUGCGGCUUCCAUGGAAGCAGACCAGAGACACACCAACUCGCAUCUGGGGACAAGAUUGCAAGUCGGAGACGUUUCACUCCAUAGCUCGUCCAGCAGCAUAUCUGAGGCGGGAGUGGAUACUGAAGAAACACCGCAUCCGGGGCGCAUAGUCAAAAUGCGAGUCUCGCGGCCUUCCUUGCAGGAUGCCAAGUCACGAGCUCUGCGGCGAGGCAAGCACAGCCUAGACGGCAGCGACGCGCCACGGUCGGCUGCAUCAGGAGCUAACAGCACUCUCAGUAGCGAUGGAGCCGGAAGCAGCAGCAGCGGGAACAGCCUCAGUAACUCCGAUCAGAAGCAUGGCGACUCGAGUCCAGAGAAGCCAGCUGGGACGAGUGUAAAAGGGCCUCUUGAACACGCCUCCGCCAAUGACUCUGCCUGGGACAUGUCCGGGCAGCUCGCCGACCUGCCGUCUAUCGAGAGCAUGUCCAACAUCAUGGACCUGUCUGCAGAUGUCGUGGCACUCAGCAACUACAGUCGGCCUCGACGCUCGAACAUCGGCAGCGCAGAGCCACGCCCACCAUCAUCCAGCUCAGAGUCGCCUUCUGCAUCAGGACUAUCCCAACGGCCAUCUGAGCGCAUCCUUCCCAGCACCAACGAUAACCUCGACGUAGAUGAGAGCAACCCUAAUGACCUCCCCGUCAUUUCGAAUAACAGUCUAGCGGCUGUUGGGCAGGCCGAUGUGAAUGACCAGUCACUAAGCCUCAGCAUUAGCACACUGCAGCGUGAGGUCAAAGGAUUUCAGGUGGGCUGGCGGAUAGAAGAGGAGAAAGAGAAGAGGAGAAGGAUCAGUAUGAGUCUAUCGACUGCGGGUCAGACGCCUUUUGACUCAGAAGAGCGAGCGCUGAUGGACGCCGAUGGAAUUGUACCCGAUGGCAAAGUACAUGUUGGGGUGGAGGUAGAGGCAGCUGGCAGUGGCAGUGACAGUGACAGCAAUGAGGUACCUGCAGAGACUAAUACUUCGGUGCGCAGAGGUUCUCUGCAGGAGCUUUCACAGCUUCCCCUGUCCCUUCCGCUGCCGCCUUCGCCAACCACAAGCGAGUCGGAUGAAAGCAGCAGCUCCCUUCUUCCACCCCUUGAGACCUCCCCUACCAUUCGCGGCUACUCAGAACAGCCUCUAGCGCUACCUACUCAAAGUGCGAUAGACUCGACGGGCGAUUCGACGAACCUGAACUCGAGUCAGUUGAGCUCGCAAGCCCUUCAAUUACAAGGAGAACAGCAUAUGUUCCCGUGCGGGAGAAAGCUCACCAGACCUGUGUUUCAAAGACAGUCAACUCCGCUUGAUUCUCCUUCAUCUCCUGCAUUAUUCUCUUCGCCUUCUACGCGGCGUCUUGGUCGCAGGGAUGCUGCCAAACCCGACUUGCGCCGCCAGCUCGCGAUGAAGGUUCUAUCGACUCCCGCAACCGCGGAACGGUCGCUAUCGCUUUCUCGUAUGGGUUCAUGCUCACUAUUCGAUAUCAGCCGACGGUCACAUAGCAGUCUGAAUGCUUCCUCCGUCGGAUCGGCAUCCAUCAGCCACAAUUCGGCGUACUUUGAUGCGGACGACUCGGCCAACCUGAGCGCGGUUUUCGAAACGGCUCGAGAAUUAGAUGAGGUCCAUACCGAGCGGACAGCGCAUCUGAUCGAGCGUUUGCAGCAAGGGGACAGCGAGAUCCUCGAAUUAAGACAGACCCUGCAGCGCGUCUCUUCGUCCGAGGUCGAUACGCUCAAAGAGUAUGAGCGAAUGAAGCAGCGCGUAGACGCUGCAGAGCUGGCACUAUUGCGCGAGAAGGAGGAGGCGUUCGCAGCUGCAAGACUACAAGAUCAGCAACAUGCAGAAGUCAGCGCACUUAUUGAGCGGCUCAAACUCGAGAUCGACCAGCAGCAAUUGGAGCUCGAGGCAAAAAUGCAGGCACAAAACAAACAACAGGCUCUGUUACAAGUUAAGGUCCAGAAACUGCAAGAAGAGCUCAGUGCGGAGGUGCAACGGCGGGUACAGGAACAGCGGGACUUUGAAGUUCGACUGCUUGUCGCUCGGGCUGAAGAGCGAGAGAGCGCGGAGCAAAGCCUGCAAACUGAGAUCGAGCAGGCAAGUCGUCUCUCGAAAGAAAGUUGUGAGCGCGACUUUGCUAUCCGGCUCUCACGCGAAAUGGAGAACAUCCAGGCCGCGAAAGCCCAGCUGGAGGACAAGCUUGCCAUCACCGAGGAACAGCUGGUAGCCAUUCGGGACAACGAAGAUCUACUACGCAAGGACGUGGAAGCUUUGCGUGAGGGAAUUAACUCAGCCCUCAACGAGCGUCUCCGCGAGGCACAACAUGAGGUCGACCUUCUGAAAGCAAGCGUGGAAGCAGAGCGAUCGGCAGCUAGCGCGGCGGCAGCACAGGAGCAUCAAAGGCAAGAAGCCCUCUCAGAGCUGCAAUACGAGCUGCGUUCACUGCAUAACAAGUGCGACGAGCUGGAAGAUGCACUGCAAGAGGCUCGAGACCAGCAAAGCGAAGCGCAACGCGCAGCACAAGAACUACAGGCUGAUGUGCAGCAUGGCCAAUUGCGAGAGCAGAGGAUCCGGGAUGACGCAUCUGAAAAGGUCGCUCAUCUUCAGCGAUUGGUCGACAGCCUACGCAUACGCGAGGAUCAGGCGAAUGACGAAGGCCUCGGUGGAGGUGUGGCUUCAAGGCAGCCGUGCGAGACCUGCCAAGGGCGAGCGGCAUUGAUGGAGACUCAAGUUGCAACCCAGGAUAUGGUCAAAGCGAACACCCGCAUCAAGACGCUGGAGAUCGAGUUUGCGAAUCGCGGGAUCGAGUUGGCCAAACUUCGAAAGAAGCAGGAACAGUUAGAGCAGGAUAACAGAAAUUACGGUAUCGCUUUAUCUGCGAAGCAGAACGAGUUGAACAUGCUACGUCGGAAUGGCGGCAUUCGAUAUGCUAUGCCGCGUACCCCCCUCGACAGUGCCAUUCCAAACACUAUCCGCCGCUUAGGCCUUGAGCCCAUGUCGCCCAGCUUCCGCCCUGGCCCAAAGUUGCAGCACGCUUCAGAAGCGAGCUUUGCUCUAGAAGAAGGGCUUUCUAAGGGUCCAGCGCAGCUCAAAGCUCGCGGGCGUAAGUCCUUUGAGAACGAUAACAGUAGAGCCGAGUCUCUCGGCGCACUGUUUAAGGGCAAAGUGCCAAAAAUCGACGGAGAGAAGGAGAUCGCCGGACGCUCUCCACGGAAAGGAACGCGCAGAAUGCCAGUUGCAGUUGAAUGA